This is a messenger RNA of Trichoderma reesei QM6a, 627 nucleotides long. Its product is annotated as translocation protein SEC72. Bases 1 to 627 code for a protein of 208 amino acids. Lineage: Eukaryota; Fungi; Ascomycota; Sordariomycetes; Hypocreales; Hypocreaceae. The record is from RefSeq and is a predicted model, not a curated record. Gene Ontology annotation, molecular function: protein binding. The transcript has a single exon.
AUGUCGGACCUCGACCACUUCUCCAUGCUCCCCAUCCACAUGGACCCCCAGUCCAAGGCCAUCCUCCCCUCGGGCAGCCGGCCGUCGCGCGCCCUCGCCGCCGAGCUGGAGAAGCUCAACGCGCUGCACCGCGCCAUCCUCAACAUCGAGGUGCCCCCCGGCGCGAUCCCGCUGGUGCCGCCGCCUCCGAUCCCCGUGAACCCGAAGCGCACGGCCAACGUGUCGAAGCUGCGCGACAGCGGCAACACGGAGUACCGCCGCCAAAAGUACGAGGAGGCGGUCAAGCUGUACACGCAAGGGAUCGAGAUGGCGCUGCAGCGGCCGCUGUGGGAGCCCGCGGCGCUGGUGAGGGAGGAGGUCUCGAUGCUGUAUGCCAACCGGGCGCAGUCGCACAUGGCCAUGGGCAACUGGCCCGAGGGCGCGGUCGACGCCGAGGCGAGCGUGGAGGCGAGGAGGGUCGGCAAUGCAAAGGGGUGGUGGCGGAGGGGCAGGUGCUUGACGGAGAUGGGCAGGCUGGACGAGGCGCGGGAGUGGGUCAAGAGGGCGCUGGAGAUGGAGGGCGAGGAGGCGGACCUGGUGUCGUUGCUGAAGGAUAUCGAGGAGCGGAUUGACAAGGCGCGGGCGUAG